Plasmodium yoelii is the source of this 942-nucleotide messenger RNA. RefSeq names its product PIR protein. Bases 1 to 942 code for a protein of 313 amino acids. The transcript has 3 exons. Lineage: Eukaryota; Apicomplexa; Aconoidasida; Haemosporida; Plasmodiidae. The record is from RefSeq and is a predicted model, not a curated record.
AUGGAUAAGAAAGUGUGUGGAAUACUCCUUUCUGUAAAGAAUUCGUUUUCCAAUAAUUUGGACGCAAAAGGGAAUUAUCAAUUUACUAUGAAUGAAGGAAUUUUUAAAGAGUAUUGUAAUAGUAACGAAUGUGAUAAUAAUCUCAAAAAAAUUAAUGCUGGGUGUUUAUAUUUGCUUGACGCAUUUUUUAAGGAUAAUUCUGUGUUUAAUUCUGUUGCAAAAAGUAACAUCAAUAUUGUUGAUUACAUUAUGAUAUGGUUAAGUUAUGUGUUAAACCUAAUAAAAAAUGAAUAUAACGACAGUAUACAAUUUUUUUAUAAUUCAUAUGUAAAGGGUGAUAAUAAAUAUAAAGUGUCUAUAGCGAAGGGUACGGGAUAUAGUAAUUAUAAGGAACUUAUAGAAAAAAAAAAUCUGAUGAAUAUGAAUAUUAAAGAUAUAUCUAAAUUAUAUAAUGCAUUUACUACAUUAUGUAUGAUGCAUCUUGAAUUUGAUAAACAGAAGCCAAAUUGCAAUAAAUAUUUGAAUAAUGCCAAAAAUUUUGUUGACCAAUAUAAAAAACUUAAGCAAGAUACUAGUAUUACUGAAAACAAUUCAUAUACUCAACUAUUGUGUACUUUAUCAACUGAUUAUGAUAAUUUUAAAAAGAAAUAUGAUGAUAUUCAAAGUUGCAAUUCUUCACCUCUUCCAACGAUAGAAAAACCAGAAAAAUGCAUACAAAGUUUUGAACGAAGUUCUCAACUAAUUCUUGAAAAACUUUCUGAAGAUGCACCAUCAAGCUCGUCGACAGCAAGCAAAUUAUUUAUAGUUUUAUCAUUAUUUGGUGCAAUAGCAUUUUUUUUAGGAAUUUCUUAUAAGUAUUCGUUAUUUGGAUUUCGGAAACGAUUUCAAAAACAAAAAUUAAGAGAAAAACUAAAAAAUAUAAAGAAGAGAAUGAACCAAUAA